Messenger RNA from Pyrus x bretschneideri (Chinese white pear), 1925 nucleotides. Its product is annotated as aspartic proteinase. The record is from RefSeq and is a predicted model, not a curated record. Lineage: Eukaryota; Viridiplantae; Streptophyta; Magnoliopsida; Rosales; Rosaceae. Bases 146 to 1669 code for a protein of 507 amino acids. The transcript has 14 exons. Gene Ontology annotation, molecular function: aspartic-type endopeptidase activity. Gene Ontology annotation, biological process: lipid metabolic process; proteolysis.
CUGGGCCCCACUGGUAAACGCAAAGAGUGACAGGCAGAAGAAGGUCCUCUGUUUUUCUCUAUUUUAAAAGACACUUUCUUCCUUCGAGUUUCUUCGCACCAACUUUUCUCUUUCUGCUGCAAACAAUUCAAUCGUUAUAGACAAUAUGGGAACCAGCUUCAGAGCAAUUCUGUUCCUUUCAAGCUUGUUGUUUUCUCUUGUAUCCUCUGCACCCAAUGAUGGGUUGUCUAGGAUUGGACUCAAAAGGGUGAAAUUGGAUUCAAAUGACCGGGUUGCUGCACAGCUCGAAUCCAAGUAUGGAUUGAGAAAGUAUCGUCUCCCUUCGAAUCUCGGAGAAUCUGAGUCGGGGGAUGUCGAUAUUGUCUCAUUAAAGAACUACUUGGAUGCUCAGUACUAUGGUGAGAUUGCUAUUGGCACUCCCCCUCAGCCCUUCACUGUGAUUUUUGACACUGGUAGCGCAAACUUGUGGGUUCCAUCAUCCAAGUGCUAUUUCUCGUUUGCAUGCUACUUCCAUGCCAGGUACAAGUCGGGCCAAUCGAAAACAUACAAGAAGAAUGGGACUUCUGCUUCUAUCCAGUAUGGUACCGGAGCUAUUUCAGGUUUCUUUAGCAAAGACAAUGUUAAAGUUGGGGACAUCGUUGUUAAAAACCAGGAUUUUAUUGAAGCAACUAGUGAGCCUGGUCUCACAUUCUUGGCUGCCAAGUUUGAUGGCUUAUUGGGACUUGGAUUUCAAGAGAUUUCGGUUGGAGGUGCUGUCCCAGUGUGGUACAACAUGAUUAAGCAAGGUCUUAUCAAGGAACCAGUGUUUUCCUUUUGGCUCAAUCGUAAUGCACAAGAAGAAGCAGGUGGUGAAAUUGUGUUUGGCGGAGUUGAUCCAAAUCACUUUAAGGGCAAACACACCUAUGUUCCAGUAACGAAGAAAGGCUAUUGGCAGUUUGAGAUGGGCGAUGUUCUUAUUGGUGGUAAACCAAGUGGAUAUUGUGCUGGUGGCUGUUACGCAAUUGCAGACUCUGGAACUUCUCUUGUGGCAGGUCCAACGACUGUGGUUGCCCUGAUAAAUCGAGCCAUUGGAGCCAGUGGUGUUGUUAGCCAGGAAUGCAAGGCAGUUGUUAACCAGUAUGGACAAACCAUUCUUGAUUUGCUCUUCGCUGAGGCCCAACCAAAGAAGGUUUGUUCGCAAAUUGGAUUGUGCACCUUUGACGGGACUCGUAGUGUAAGUAUGGGCAUUGAGAGCGUGGUGGAUGAGAACGGCGGCAAGUCUUCUGGCAUUACUCAUGAUGCUUCAUGCUCUGCUUGUGAGAUGGCAGUCGUCUGGAUGCAAACCCAGCUUAAGCACAAUUUGACUGAAGAUCGUAUUUUGAACUACGUCAAUGAGCUUUGUGAAAAAAUGCCAAACCCCUUGGGACAAUCAGCUGUAGACUGUGGAAAGCUUUCUUCUAUGCCUUCCGUUUCCUUCACCAUUGGCGGUAAAGUUUUUGAGCUCACUCCAGAUGAGUACAUACUUAAGGUCGGCGAGGGCUCUCAAGCUCAGUGCAUAAGCGGGUUCACUAACAUGGAUAUCCCUCCUCCCCGCGGACCUCUCUGGAUCUUGGGAGAUAUCUUCAUGGGUCGUUACCACACCGUGUUCGAUGCUGGCAAAAUGAGAGUCGGAUUUGCAGAGGCAGCAUAAAGAACGGCUCUGGGAUCGACCCUUCGCGUCUCGAAAUUAGUUGAUGCGCAUGCUCAUCUUUGUUUACUUAAAUUUACUUAAUAUAUGUGUAGCUCUUAUGUAUGUAAAGGGAAGCCAGUGGUUAAAACUUGAAAUAAGUUGUGGUGUCCGUUGGUGUCGGCGUAAACAUAGUGUUUGUAAAUACAACCGUUUGUAACCUUCUAUCAUCUGUUACAAGUUUGAGAGCAGUAGUAAAUUGUGCAAUGUUUUCUAGUAA